Messenger RNA from Parathielavia appendiculata, 2429 nucleotides. Its product is annotated as GMC oxidoreductase. Bases 291 to 2063 code for a protein of 590 amino acids. The record is from RefSeq and is a predicted model, not a curated record. Gene Ontology annotation, molecular function: oxidoreductase activity, acting on CH-OH group of donors; flavin adenine dinucleotide binding. NCBI's taxonomy places the organism in Eukaryota, Fungi, Ascomycota, Sordariomycetes, Sordariales, Chaetomiaceae. The transcript has 2 exons.
UACCGACUGACUUAGCGGACUCAUAUAUGGUGUCACUUGUUUGUCAGCGGCGUAAUGUUGGCUGCGUGCGCUCGAAGGCUCGUUCGACGUACCAUUAUUGGUGAGCUACUCUGCAAGUACUACCCUGGCUACAACAUGCAGUACUCGGCCCAUGUUGCCAUGCAUGGCCUUAUCCCAGCUGUUAGCUCCGCCCCGAGUCGUUCAAGAUAAAGACGUCAUGUCGCUUCUUAGAACCCAUACACUUGAAUACGCUCUACCUUCAAAUUAUAAUACGAGCUCUUACUUUCAUUAUGAGGUUUUCGCAGGUUCCUGUGGCUCUUGCCGUCUUCUUCGCUGGCGUGUCCGCACAGGAUGAAUCUUAUGACUAUAUUAUCGUUGGUGGCGGCACCGCUGGCACCGCGCUUGCCACCCGCCUCAGUCGCGGUCUUCCCAAGUCUAAGAUAUUGUUGAUCGAGGCGGGCCCAGCCGCUCUGGAUGACCUGAGGAUCAAUGUCCCUGGUCUCCGCGGGUCCAUUCUGGGAUCCAGCCUGGACUGGAAUUUCACGACGGUGCCACAACCAUCUCUCGGCGGUCGAUCUAUCGACGUCAACCGCGGUAGGGUGCUGGGGGGUUCGUCGGCUAUGAACUACCUCUGCUACGACCGUGCGUCAGCUCCCGAGUAUGAGUCUUGGGGCGAGCUCGGCAGUCGGGGCUGGGGUUGGAAGACGAUGAUCGAUGCGAUGACCAAGUCCGAGAACUUUACCGGGCACGACAACGACAAGCAUGGCUUCACCGGUCCGAUCCGGAACUACUACAACCGGGUCAUCUAUCCCGUCCUACAAUCCUGGCAGCCUGCCGUGAGCAAGCUGGGCGUCAAUGUCAAUGACGGCAACAGCAUGGGCGGCCACCCGAUUGGUGUGAUGUUUCAGCCCACCAACAUCGACGCAACAAAGCACACGCGCUCCUACUCGGCCAACAGUUAUCUGCCCUUGGCUGGCGGCAACCUUGUGGUCAAGACCAACACUCGAGUCGCCAAGGUCAAUAUCAUCAAGUACCGUGACAAGGGAGGCUCAUUGUUCCGGGCGACGGGCGUGACCCUUACCGGUGGCCAGAUCAUCACGGCCAAGAAGGAAGUCAUACUCUCGGCCGGCUCAGUCCAAAGCCCCGGUCUCCUCGAGGUUUCGGGCAUUGGUCAGGCCGCGGUGCUCAAGGCCGCCGGUAUCACGCCACUCAUUGACCUUGCGGGCGUCGGCGAGAACUACCAAGACCACAUCCGCAUGUCGAACACCUACCAGCUCAGACCCGGCAUCGACUCGUUUGACAACCUCAUCUUCGACAGCGCCGGGGCCAACGCCACUGGCGAGAUGCAGAAGUGGCUGAGCGGCGAGCGGUCGCUGUACGAGUACACGACGGCCGCCUACGGCUUCAUGAAUUGGCAGCAGCUCGGUGUAGAUGCCCAAAUGAAGAGCCUCGCCCGCAACACAUUCGGAUCCAGCGCCAACGUGAUCGACGCCAAGAAGCUCCAAUUCCUCGACAACCCCAGGGUGCCGUCGGUCGAGUACAUUUUUGAGGCCAACUAUGUCGGUGCCUCUGGCUACACGGGCGGCAAGUUCAUCACCCUCAUCUCGACUGUCAUGCACCCCUUCUCGCGCGGCAGCGUGCACAUUGACCCAAAGGACCCAUUCGGCAAGCCCGUCAUCGACCCCAAGUUCCUGAGCAACCCGUACGACCAGAGGGCGCUCAUCGAGGCAGCCAAGUUUGCGCGCCGGAUCGCCAAUAUGGAGCCGAUCAAGUCAGCCUGGGAGACCGAAACGGAGCCCGGCGAGGCCGACGUCCAGAGCGACAAGCAGUGGCUCGCCUACGCCAAGAAGGUUGCCGCAAGCUUCUAUCACCCUGUGGGGACAUGCUCCAUGCUGCCCAGGAAAGACGGCGGCGUUGUCGACGCCGACCUCCACGUCUAUGGAACGACAAACCUGCGCGUCGUCGAUAACAGCAUCAUCCCCGUCAUCCCUUCGGCCCACAUCCAGACGGCGGCGUACGGCAUUGCCGAGGUCGCUGCGGCCAGCAUUAUUUCUGAGGCAUGAACGAUGUAAUAGGGGCCAAACAGCGGGAUGCGGACAGGGUAGCUUCCAACCUUUUUGUCGACUUCAUGAGGUUACACAACCUAAGCUCCUGUUAUGUAGAAUGAUGUGCUAUAACACCCCUCGUACGAAAGUUCCCCUGGUGGAAAUCACUCUUUAUGCACCGACCGGAACCCGAUGCAAAAGGCUUGUCGCGAGUCAAACGCCACGCAUGGUCAGUACCGAAAAGAGCGACGAGAUCGACGGAGGUUCCCGUUCAGCCCUAUGGCAUCUGAAAAUGGUUUUAAAAGUGGAGCGAUUGUUUCUGGCUGUUGUGAAGAAAUGUCCUUGCAAGUCUCCUGUGCCUGAUUGGCUGGUCGCAGCGCGCGC